AUGGCAUCCCCACGCAAGAAGCAAGAGCAGUAUGAUAUUAGUGACGAUGACGGGAUGGGGGACAAAGCCAAGAAACCCAAAACCGAAGCCAGCGUGGUUACUUUGGACAUAGGUGCCUUGCGUAACCUUCUGAGUGAGCAGGCUGAGCAAAUCACGAAGGUGCAGCAGCAGAACAUGGAAGCUGCUCUCCAGAAAGUAGAGGACAAGCACCAUGAGCUUUUCAGCACCUUGCACACCCGGUUGGAUAGUACAGACACCAAGGUGGAAACGCUGCAAGGGAUUGUGGGAGAUCUUCAGGCAAGAUUGGCACUCUUGGAGAAGAAGGCACCCCUAAGCACUGCCAGCACCUCUGAAGGGCCGGACCGUGAACGGAGUCGCACUCUGGUAUAUGGUGGAUGGGAGCGCGGGACACGUCGCCCUGUCAUCUUGCAAGAUAUUGCCCGCGCACUCCGACAGCUUGGGGUUGAGUCCGAGAUUGACAAUGAAGCGUUUACCACGGGCCCAAGACGAUCGGUGGCAUUGAUGCACUUCAAUUCCCGCAAAGAUGAGACCCCGGAGGCCCUCCGUCAACGCAUGUUCUCAGUGGUCAAAGGGUUUGUGGACGGGGAUAUCCGGAGUAGUCAGCAGAAGAGAAUGUGGUGUGCAUUCAGCAAGCCGAUUGAGGUCAGGCGAAAAGGGGCCCAUGCGGCCUGGCUCAAGAGAGCUUUGACUCAGCUGGAUGUGGAUUUCACGGCCAAAAUGGUAGACUUGGAGUACCACUCUGGAUCAGUGUGGGUCGCGGACUCCCUUGUGGCCGGCGUGGAGAAGCCGGAGGCAAAGAUUGAGGGGCUGUAUGUUGACGAGCGCAACCCAGACCGUCCAUGGAUUGACCUACGUUCCUUGGCAGGGGCCCUUGGCAAACCGCAAUCAGAUGUGGAGAAUGCGAUUCAGCAGACGGAGGCGCUGCAGGCUUUGCCGCCGAACAUGUUGCCCGCAGUUUUGGCCGCGGACACCAAUGCAAACUUGGGAUGGACUGUGGGAGGUGAUCAACCGCAUGGAGUAGCUUACGGCAUGGAUGGUAAAGGGGGGUACAAGGACUCGGACCAGGUCAAAACCUUGUUUUCUGAAGCUAGACGGAACAACACAGCGGCAGCGUGGAAGAGAGCACACGAGGCCAGGCGAAAUGAGAGGCAUCGUUGGGAGCAAACCAGGCUUGAUGCAGCAUCAGUUGGGGACUGGAAGGAGCUUGGUAAGGCCAGGCGGGUGCAGCAAAACUGGGAGGACCACUUCGCCGAUGUCAACCUUGGAAUGUCCCAUGAGAAAGUUCAUGAACACUUGCAGGCAAUUUAUGAGGGUGAGCCGCUUGAUCCUUGGGAUGAGAGAGGGGAAACAUCAUCCGAUCCGUUCUCCAUGGAAGAUUUCUUGUCGGCGGCCAGGAAAGGUCGAUUGGGUCGAGCCACUGGUCCAGACGGGGUCCCACAUGAAUUGCCCCUUUCCUUGGCCGGACACAGUACAGAGGGGCCCAAGCUUUUGGCGUGGUUCAAUGACAUUCUCGCCACCGGGAACAUUCCCACCGAAUGGGGGUCGGUUGUCAUGAUUUUGCUGGCGAAGAUUCCUAAGCCUGAAACUGCCAAGCACGUACGGCCGAUCAGUUUGGGGUCUGGAACCAGUAAGCUUUUUUCACGGAUGCUUCUGGAGAAGAGUCUUGAGUCACUUGGCGAACCCUCGUCGCGGCAAUGCGCAGGUAAGGGAAGGCAGGCCACGGAGUAUGUUUUCUGUGUCGCCAGGAUGAUGUCGCUGGAACGAGAGUGGAAGGCUGGGUUUCGCUGGGUGAAGCUUGACCUUCAAAAAGCUUUCGAUCGCGUCUCGAGGGGCAAACUCAUGAGGACACUGGUGAGCCGGUUGGGAAAAACGUGGAUUACUCGUGCUUGGCAUCGCUUGCUUGGACCAACGCAGGCCAUCCUGCAAACUAAGUGGUCCCAAUCGAGGAUUUGCAUGAAGAGCAGCAUCCGGCAAGGGGCCGUAGAGAGCCCCGCGUUCUUCGCUUUGGUCAUGGACAUCUGCGUUGAAGAAGCCAGUCAACGGUUCGGUUGGUCACCAGAGUGCCCUGGGUUUGAAGGGUGCAACUUGAGGGAAAUAUUGUUCAUGGACGCCGCAAUUAUGUGGGACGUCGAUGGUGCUGCGUUGGGGUUGCGGCUGGAACAGUUGGCCAUGGUCCUUUCGGAGUGGGGAUUGUUGCUCAAUGCGGAUAAAUGUCAAUUGUACCGCAGCCCGCAUUGCCAGUCACAGGAUCAGGUGGUCGUGGGAGGACACACUAUGAUUGCGGAUGAGCACCUCACGGUCAUGGGAAUUCAUUUCCGGGUGAAUCAAACAGCAUCGGACAUCCUGGCCCCAUUGUUGGGACGUGCGAGGGACGCCUUUUGGGGUAUGAAACACAUCCUUUGCCGACGGUCUAGCCUCAAACAGAGAAUCAGGGUACUUGACAUUUGUGUGGGCAACUGUCUUCUGUGGUGCAGUGGUGGUUUGCAGUCUGAUGUACAAGCACUUGGCAUGGUGAACAGUUUCCAGUUUCAGCUUAUUGUAUGGAUGCUCCGCAGACGCCGCCAUCGAGAUGAAACGUGGCUGGCUGGACUUUCACACCAGGGUUUUCAGGGAAGCGCGAUGCGCAUUGCAUGCCAGCGGGGUCAGCAGAUGGAGCACUCGAUGGUUGCAAGCCAUUUGGCGGUUCAGUGGCCACCGCGCCAGGUGUGCAAACCGGCCGGUACCAGAAGCUGGGGUGCUGGCAGACUCCUUUCGGGAUUUGCAGUGGUGGGAGCGACAACAACAGAACCCAGCAGGGAUACGCCACCGGG
Symbiodinium pilosum is the source of this 2831-nucleotide messenger RNA. Lineage: Eukaryota; Dinophyceae; Suessiales; Symbiodiniaceae. The record is from the annotation of a GenBank genome assembly.